Molecule: messenger RNA, 14636 nt
Organism: Pseudophryne corroboree (corroboree frog)
Lineage: Eukaryota; Metazoa; Chordata; Amphibia; Anura; Myobatrachidae
Gene: CELSR3
Product: cadherin EGF LAG seven-pass G-type receptor 3
Exons: 35
Coding region: 213-11012 (3599 amino acids)
Biological process (GO): G protein-coupled receptor signaling pathway; cell surface receptor signaling pathway; homophilic cell-cell adhesion
Cellular component (GO): plasma membrane
Molecular function (GO): G protein-coupled receptor activity; calcium ion binding
Source: RefSeq, a predicted model, not a curated record
AGCGGACCAUCAGGGUUGCCGGGAGCCAUGUUGGUGGUGCUGGAUGAAAGGCGGCUGAGGGGGAGAUGCUGCGCCCGGCGGAGACGGUGAGGAGAGCCAGCGCCGAGUAGAUGGUAGCCGCCGCGGCCGGGAGACAGACAGGAGGAGCGGGGGAGGGGAGUGCCGCUGCCCAGUGAGGGGCUGCUCUGUGCCAGGCGACAAGGAGGGAGACUAUGGCUGCUGCUCCGCCGCCGCCGCUGCUGGGGACCAGCCUGGCUUACCUUCUCCUCCUCCUCUCCAUCCCUUUGUUUCCUCCCAGCCUGGGGAAGCAUGCAUGGGGCUGGGGGAGCCCCGGUAGCCGGUCCCCGACCCCUCCUCCCCCAGCCCUCUGCAUUGUGGAGCUGCUGUGUGCCACCAAGGGGGCUGCGAUAGCCCAGUGCAUGGAGGCCAGGGGCAGCCAGGAGGGACUGUGCAGGUGCCCCUGGCCCCGGACCCUCUGCUGGGGGCCCCCAGCCGGAGGACUGACUGGCUGCAUCCUUGCAAAGUGCAUUACUAGGACUUGGGGGUCUGCAUGCAGCUGGGGGAGACCCCUGGGGGCACAGGGAAAAUGCAUCCACCUGCCAAAUCCCGGACCUGUGCCUCCAGCCUGCCACUGUAGGACCAAGAGGCAGGCAGAGGAGCCCCCAGAGGGGGCCAGGAGCAGAGGGAAACCCCCUGGCUGUUACUGGAUUACAAAAUCAAUUGUGCUUCCUAUGGAUCCCCUGCCCGUCAUAGGACCCCAUUGCCUUAAGAGUCACAGCACUAAGGACAUUCAUGUUUUUCUGCAGCAACACUGCCAACCAAUUCUGCCAUGCAGUGGUGCCACAUCCAGCAAUAGGACCCUGUGCGAGAGGGGCUCAUCCCCAUACAGCAGCUGCCUUCCCAACUCCCAACUUCUUCUCCUCCUGCAGUGCAUCUCCAGCAGCUCAUCCCGUGGUGCAGGAGCCGGGGACCAGCUGCAUCUCUGCAAACACACCAUGGAUGGGAAUUGCACCCUGGGGCUUUUAAUCCUUAGGACCGGCAGGUCUGGUCAGGAGCAGGGGCACUCCUGUGGAGGGAGACCUUGGUGCCAUUAUGCUUACGACAAGAGGGGGCUAGGAUGUCCCUGUGAUUGCAAUCACAGCAGAGGGAAGGAAGCCAAGGGGGCUCUGCAAUGUGUGCAGCAGCUUGUGAGGACAUAUCCCCAUCCACACUUGCAUAAAUUAAGAUUGUGUCUCCGGACUAUAAGCAGGACUGACUGCCCCAUGCUGCAACACUACCAGAUGCACCCUGAGACCCCCUCUCCAUCAGUGCUCUGUGUGUGCAACCUUGAGUUUUUGCAUUCAUAUAAGCCCUUUGGGAUCAUUGUGCUCACGGAUGUCAGUAGCUUUGCAAGGAGCCAGCCCUGUGACCCUCUCUGGGUGAGCUGCACCCGGGGAUGCAAGGGAGAGCAGCCCAGGGAUAGCACGCGCAGAGAGGAGGUUUCAGCACCAGCUCACUGGACAGCUCCCAGUGCUCAGCUACAGACCUCAGAACUCCCUUCCUCCAGACUGCAGGACCAGCUGCCCCCAAGAGGACCCUGCUCUCUUUAUUUUCCAUUUAACUCCACCAAAGGUUGCCUAAAAACUACUUUUCCAGCAUCCAGUCUGGGGAAGGUUACAAGCACUGAUCUGUUCUCUCAACAACAAUUAGCUGGAAGCAAAGCAAUGCAUGCCAAUCCAUUCAACCUCCCUCUUAUAUCACAAGCACAAGAUGUCAAGCAAGGGGCCAGUGGGAGGAGUAGGGAGAAGGCAUCCCUCCCAUUGAUAAGAACACGCAGGGCGGUCAACCGGCAUCCUCACUUCCCCCAGUAUAAUUAUCAGGUUCAGGUGGCUGAAAAUCAGCCCCCUGGGACCCCUGUGAUAACCAUGACAGCACAAGACCCUGAUGUUGGAGAUUCUGGGAAGGUUUUCUACACCAUGGAUGCUCUGAUGAAUAGCAAGUCUUUGGAGCUGUUUAGUAUAGAUUCAGUGACAGGUCUAAUCUCCACCGUAGAGAUUCUAGACAGGGAAAGCAUGGACCUCCACUAUUUCCGUGUCACCGCCGUGGACCACGGCUCCCCGCGUCUGUCGGCCACCACCAUGUUGGCUGUUACUGUCGCUGACAAAAAUGACCACAGCCCCACGUUUGAGCAGACAGAGUACAGGGAGAGUAUUAGAGAGAACGUGGAGGAGGGGUACCCAAUCUUGCAACUGAGAGCCACCGAUAUUGAUUCCCAAGCUAACGCCAAUAUUAAGUACCGUUUUGUGAAUGAACAGGCAGCCCAUUCUGUGUUUGAAAUAGAUGCAAGAUCUGGCUUAAUCACCACCAGUGGGCAGGUAGACAGAGAGAAGAGGGAGAAAUACUCUUUGAUUGUAGAGGCCAGUGAUCAAGGUAAGGACCCAGGACCCAGGUCAUCCACUGUUAAAGUUGAGAUUACUGUCCUAGAUGAGAAUGACAAUGUGCCCCAGUUUAGUGAGAAACGUUACAUUGUCCAGGUGCGAGAAGACAUGAGAGCUCAUACUGAGAUUAUAAGGGUCUCAGCUACUGAUCUUGACAAGGAUAGUAACUCGGUGGUCCAUUACAACAUUAUUAGCGGUAACAGCAGAGGUCAGUUCUCCAUUGAUAGUUUAAAUGGUGCCAUACAGGUGGUAGCACCCUUGGACUUUGAAAAAGAGAGGGAGUAUACACUCAAAAUCCGUGCACAGGAUUCCGGCCGCCCUCCACUAUCAAACAACACUGGUAUAUUGAGUGUACAAGUGAUAGACAUAAAUGACCAUGCCCCUAUAUUUGUCAGCACCCCAUUUCAAGUAAACGUGCUUGAAAAUGUCCCUUUGGGUCACUCUGUGAUUCACAUCCAAGCUGUCGACGCAGAUUAUGGAGAAAACGCCCGUAUGGAGUACAAGUUAACAGGAGUGUCGUCUGCUACACCCUUUGUAAUCAACAGCGCUACUGGUUGGAUCACUGUGAGUGGCACACUGGAUAGGGAGACUGUAGAUCAGUAUCAGUUUGGGGUGGAAGCUCGUGAUCAUGGAAAUCCACCAUUGUCUGCAUCCGCCAGUGUCACCAUCAUAGUCCUGGAUGUAAAUGACAAUCGACCAGAGUUUACCCAACGGGAAUAUUUUAUUCGUUUAAAUGAAGAUGCCAGCGUGGGAACCAGUGUACUUAGCCUAACUGCUAUAGACAGGGAUGUGAACAGCGCCAUCACGUAUCAGAUCACUGGGGGGAACACCCGCAAUCGCUUUGCCAUUAGUACACACAGUGGAUCAGGGUUAAUCACUCUGUCUCUGCCCCUUGACUACAAACAGGAAAGACGCUACAUCCUAACAGUGACCGCUUCUGACCGCAUCCUUCAUGACAACUGCUAUGUCCAUAUAAACAUCACUGAUGCGAACACUCACAGACCCGUCUUUAAUAGCGCACACUACCCGGUUGAUAUCAACGAGGAUAGCCCCAUUGGAAGCACUGUGUUGGUAAUUGUGGCAACAGAUGAUGACAUGGGGGAGAAUGCCAGGAUCACAUACUUUUUGGAGGACAACAUCCCUCAAUUUGGUAUCAACCCAGACACUGGAGCCAUCACACUUAGUGCCCAGCUAGACUAUGAGGAUCAGAUGACUUACACUAUUGCUAUUGUGGCAAAAGAUAAUGGAAUCCCCCAAAAAUCAGACACCGCAUAUGUAGAAGUAAUGGUUAACGAUGUCAAUGAUAAUGCUCCUCAGUUUUUGAACACACUGUACCACGGUAUAGUCUCAGAGGACGCUCCGCCCUUUACCAGUGUCCUACAGAUCUCUGCCACCGACCGGGAUUCUCAUUCCAAUGGAAGGGUACAAUACACUUUUCAAAAUGGCGAAGAUGGCGAUGGGGAUUUCACGAUUGAACCAACCUCAGGUAUCAUACGGACAAUACGAAAGUUGGACAGAGAAAGCGUUUCCUUCUAUGAAUUGACAGCGUAUGCUGUGGAUAGAGGCAUCCCUCCCCAAAGGAGUCCAGUUCGUAUCCAAGUAGCCAUCCAGGAUGUCAACGACAAUGCUCCAGUAUUCCCAGCGGAUGAGUUUGAGGUCUUCAUAAAGGAAAACAGUAUUGUUGGCUCCGUGGUUGGCCAAAUCAAAGCCACGGAUCCUGAUGAAGGCCCAAAUGCACAAAUAAUGUAUCAGAUUGUAGAAGGCAACAUUCCUGAAAUUUUCCAGAUGGAUUUCUUUUCUGGAGAGCUGACCGCCCUCACAGAUUUAGAUUAUGAGACCAAAUCUGAGUAUGUGAUCGUGGUCCAGGCAACCUCAGCUCCUCUUGUUAGCAGGGCAACCGUUCAUAUUAAGCUGAUUGAUCAGAAUGACAACACUCCCGUUUUGAAGAACUUUCAGAUACUCUUCAAUAAUUACAUCUCCAACAGCUCCAACACUUUUCCCUCUGGUGUGAUUGGAAAGAUACCAGCCUAUGAUCCCGAUGUGUCAGACAGACUAUUCUACACGUUUGAGCGUGGAAAUGAGCUAAAUUUGUUAAUUGUCAAUCAUUCCAGCGGGGAGUUAAGGUUAAGCCGGAAACUAGACAACAAUCGUCCAUUGAUGGCAUCAAUGCUGGUCACAGUGUCAGAUGGAAUCCAUAGUGUGACGGCCCAGUGUGUGCUACGGGUUCUCAUCAUCACCGAGGACAUGUUGUCCAACAGCAUCACCGUGCGCCUGGAGAACAUGUCCCAGGAGCGAUUUCUGUCCCCACUGUUGACCAGUUUCUUAGAAGGCGUUUCAACGGUGUUGGCCACCGCAAAGGAAGACAUCUUCAUCUUCAAUAUCCAGAAUGACACCGACGUGGACGGCUCCAUACUCAACGUUAGUUUUUCAGCUCUGGUGCCCCAAGGGGAUCGCUCCCAGUUCUUCAGCUCGGAGGACCUCCAGGAGCAACUGUACAUGAAGAGGAUGACCCUGACGUCUGUCUCCAUGCUGAAGGUCCUCCCGUUUGACGACAAUGUCUGUCUGCGUGAGCCCUGUGAAAACUACAUGAAGUGCAUAUCGGUGCUUAAGUUUGACAGCUCGGCCCCCUUCAUCUCCUCCGAGUCCAUACUCUUCCGUCCUAUUCAUCCCAUCACCGGUCUCCGCUGCCGCUGCCCACAGGGCUUCACUGGGGAUUACUGCGAAACGGAGAUUAAUUUGUGCUACUCCAACCCCUGUCAGAAUGGAGGUGUGUGCGCCAGGAGGGAAGGAGGCUACACCUGUAUCUGCCAGGAGCGUUUCACAGGUGACAGUUGUGAAGUGGACAGCGGCUCAGGACGCUGCGUGCCCGGCGUCUGCAGGAAUGGGGGGACAUGCACCAACUUGGCAGAAGGAGGUUUCACCUGCCAGUGCCCACCCGGGGGCUUUGAGAAGCCGUACUGCGAGCUGUCAACGCGUUCCUUUCCUCCUAAAUCGUUCGUCAUGUUCCGGGGGCUCCGGCAGAGAUUUCACAUGAGUCUGUCGCUCUCAUUUGCCACCAAAGAGAGGAAUGGUCUCCUGUUUUACAAUGGACGUUUGAACGAGAAACAUGACUUCAUCGCGGUAGAGAUUACCGAUGGACAGGUGCAGCUGAAAUACUCCACAGGUGAAUCCAGCACCCUGGUGACCCCGUUUAUUCCCGGGGGUGUUAGUGAUGGGAAAUGGCACACCAUCCAGCUCCGCUACUACAACAAGCCAAAGACUGGAUCUAUGGGGGUAGCUCAGGGACCGUCCAAAAAGAAGGUGGCCGUGCUGGCAGUGGAUGAUUGUGACAUUUCUGUGGCCCUGAAAUUCGGCAGUGAGAUUGGGAACUACACGUGCGCAGCGGAAGGGGUGCAGUCCAGUUCCAAAAAAUCUUUGGACCUCACAGGCCCCCUGCUCCUGGGUGGUGUCCCCAAUCUGCCUGAGAACUUCCCGGUUACACACAGAGAGUUCAUAGGUUGCAUGAAGGACCUGUACAUUGACAGCAGGAAGGUUGACCUGGCUUCGUAUAUAGCAAAUAACGGAACAUCUGCAGGGUGCCAUGCCAAGCAAUCCCUGUGUGACUCCAACCCAUGUAAGAAUGGUGGCAACUGCUCAUCGGGCUGGGGAACCUACACAUGUGCUUGUCCAUUGGGAUUUGGCGGCAAGGACUGCAGGGUUGCGAUGCACCAUCCCCAUCAUUUCAACGGAAGUGGGAUCCUCUCCUGGGACUUCAAAAAUGAAGUGAAGAUCUCCAUCCCCUGGUUCAUGGGGCUGUCAUUCCGGACACGACGGGCUGACGGGGUGCUGCUGCAGGCGCACGCUGGGCAGUAUACCACCAUCCUGUGCCAGCUGACCUCGGGCCUGGUCUCCUUCUCAGUCACCCGUGGCACCAGCAGAACCUCCAGUCUCCUAUUGGAUCAUAUGGAGGUGAAUGAUGGGAGGUGGCAUGACCUGCAGCUGGAGUUGCGCGAUGUGCGCAGUGGGCGCGAAACGCGUUACGUCAUCACCAUCAACUUGGACCAUGGGAUUUACCAGGACACAGUAAAUGUUGGGAAUGAGUUGCAUGGACUGAGGGUUAAACAUCUCUAUGUGGGAGGAACUAUGGGAGGCCGAGAGGUGCAGAAUGGCCUGGAGGGCUGCAUACAGGGGCUGCGACUGGGAGAGACAUCUAGUGGCAUUACCUUGCCCAAGCCAACCAGUAUCUUGAAUGUGAAGACUGGCUGCAGCGUUCCUAAUAUGUGUGCUCCAGGCCCCUGCCAGGGGAACAGCUCCUGUGUGGACAAGUGGCUGGGCCAUGACUGCGUCUGUCACCCAGGGUACUAUGGAGAGAGCUGUGUGGAUGUGUGUCAGCUGAACCCGUGUGUGAAUAAAGGGGUGUGCCGUCAUCUCCCAACUUCUGCCCUGGGCUAUACCUGUGAGUGCUCGGGCAACCAUUAUGGAAGAUACUGUGAGCAUAGAAUGGAUCACCAGUGUCCCCGGGGCUGGUGGGGGAAUGGAACCUGCGGACCGUGCAACUGUGACACCAAUAAAGGUUUCGAUCCGGACUGCAAUAAAACAAAUGGGCAGUGUCACUGCAAGGAGUUUCAUUAUCGCCCCAAAGGAAGCGAUACGUGUUUGCCUUGCGAUUGCUAUCCCAUUGGCUCUUCCUUAAGGUCAUGUGAUCUGGAUACCGGUCAGUGCUUUUGCCGGCCUGGAGUGAUUGGGCACCAGUGCAACAGCUGUGACAACCCGUUUGCCGAGGUCUCGCCGAGUGGCUGUGAAGUUAUAUAUGACGGAUGUCCAAAAACACUAACAUCAGGCGUUUGGUGGCCCAGGAUCAAGUUUGGCCUUCCUGCUGCUGUGCCGUGUCCCAAAGGCUCACUGGGGACAGCCAUCCGACACUGUGACGACGUGAAGGGUUGGCUUGAACCCGACCUCUUUAACUGCACCUCUCCAGCGUUCAUGGAACUGUCUGUAUUGCUGGAAAGCUUAGAGAGGAAUGAAACGGAGCUCAACACCAUCGAGGCCAAGAAACUGUCACUGCGCCUCCGCUCCAUCACAGACGAUAUGGAUCGGUACUUUGGGAACGACGUCCAGAUAACCAGCCGACUGCUAUCUCUCCUCAUGCAGUUUGAGAACAGACAAGAAGGGUUUGGUUUAACGGCUACUCAGGAUGCCCAAUUCACGGAGAACCUGCUCAGGUCGGGGAGCUCGGUCCUGACGCUGGGUAACAAGGAGCACUGGGAGAGUCUCCUGCAGAACGAUCGCGGCAGUUCUGGGCUUAUGGAACUGUUUCGGGAAUACACCAGCACCCUGGCCAGGAACAUGAAACUCACCUAUCUGAACCCUGUCGGCCUGGUGACUCCGAACAUUAUUGUUAAUAUUGAGCGUGUGGAUAACCAGAUCCCGCCGAGGAGACAUUUCCCGAGAUAUCACAGUAGUCUCUUUCGAGGCCAAAUUUCCUGGGAUCCGCACACGCAUGUGGUGCUUCCGGCAUCCGUUCUGAAGCCACCAAAGCCGGAAGCUCAACCAACAAUUUUGCCGAGUCCGACCAGUCCCGAAAGUAACUUAACCACAGGGGUUCCCCCGCCAAAGAGAAUUAUCCCUGAUCCAGACCCUGUGGCUACUAUCCUCAUUCUGAUUGUGUAUCGCACCUUGGGGGACCUGCUGCCAGCACGAUACAACGCAGACAAGAGAAGCUUUCGGCUGCCGAAGAAUCCGGUGAUGAAUUCGCCCAUUGUCAGCGUUUCUGCCAUCCGAGAUCGGUCCUUUAUCAAAGGGGUGCUGGAGGGGCCGCUGAUAAUAGAUUUCCAGCUGCUGCAAACAGAAAACAGAAGCAAACCCAUAUGUGUACAGUGGAACCAGUCCACCCAAAUAGAUCCACCAGGGAGCUGGACAGCUAAGGACUGUGACCUGGUCUUCAGGAACACUACACACGUGCACUGCCAGUGCUCCCAGUUCGGUAGUUUUGGGGUUCUCAUGGAUGGGUCCCAUCGAGAGCAAUUGGAGGGAGACCUGGAGACUUUGGCCAUUGUCUCCUACACCUGUAUGUCCAUCUCACUGGGGCUUCUUGUGGCAACAUUUACCAUCCUCGCCGCUCUCAAGGGGCUCAAAUCCAACACUCGGGGAAUCCAUUCCAACAUCGCCUCCGCACUUUUCUUCUCCAAGCUGGUGUUUCUACUGGGCAUCAACAGCACCGAGAGUGUGUUCCUCUGCACCGUGAUCGCCAUCCUUCUUCAUUACUUCUUCCUGUCCACCUUUGCCUGGUUAUUCGUGGAUGGGCUCCAUAUUUACCGCAUGCAGACGGAAGUCAGGAACGUUAACAUUGGCGCCAUGCGCUUUUACCAUGCCAUUGGUUGGGGUGUCCCAGCCAUUAUCACAGGUUUGGCGGUGGGACUAGACCCAGAAGGUUACGGAAAUCCCGACUUUUGCUGGAUUUCAAUCCAUGAUAAACUAGUGUGGAGUUUUGCUGGACCUAUCGCUGUUGUGAUUGUGCUUAAUGGAAUUAUGUUCCUCUUGGUGGCCAAACUCUCCUGCUCCCCGGGUCAGAAGGAAACGAAAAAGAAGUCUGUCCUUAUGACCUUGCGAAGCUCCUUCAUUCUCCUCCUGUUUAUCAGCACUACCUGGCUAUUCGGUCUGCUGGCUGUAAAUAACAGCGUCCUGGCCUUUCACUACCUCUAUGUUCUCCUCUGCAGCCUGCAGAGUUUGACUGUGCUGGUUCUCUUCUGCAUCCUCAAUGAAGAGGUACAAGAGGCUUGGAAAGUUGUCUGUCUUGACAAGAAAAGCCAAGGCGAGGACACUUCUAGACAAGCACCGAUGGGGGGGCCCAAUGCAUACAAUAACACGGCGUUGUUCGAAGAGAGUGGCCUGAUAAGGAUCACGUUAGGAGCUUCCACCGUUUCAUCUGUCAGCAGCGUGCGCACAGCGCGUACCCACUCCAGUCACAGGCCCUAUCUGAGGGAAAAUAUCGCUGCCCGCCAAGGAUCGGCCAAAGACCAUAGUCUACUCAGUCAUCACUCAGGUCCAACCGACUUGGACGUAGCCAUUUUCCAUCGAGAUGCAGGAGGAGAACAAGAUUCGGAUUCGGACAGUGACCUGUCGCUGGAUGAGGAUCGUAGCCUGUCUAUCCCAUCAUCAGAGAGCGAGGAAAAUGUCCGCCCCCGCGGCAGAUUCCACCGUCAGUUCAAACGGGCGGCUCACAGCGAGAGGCUCCUCACCAACCCAUCUAAUCACAACCCUAAAGACAUGGAUGGCAAUGAUUUGAUGUCCUACUGGCCGGCCCUGGGUGAGACAGAGGUUCAGUCAAACUCAUUGCAGAAAUGGGGGUCUGAAAGGAAACUUGGUCUUGAUCUCAACAAGGAUGCAGCUAAUAAUAACCAGCCUGACCUGACCAGUGGGGACGAGAACUCCCUCACACACUCCCAUAGGCAGAGAAAAGGUAUCUUGAAGAACCGACUUCAGUACCCACCAGGUUUGUCAUCCAUGGGUAAGAUGACAAAUGAAUUAUCAUGGUAUAAAACGUCCACUUUGGGCCACCGGGCUGUCCCCGCAGCUUCUUAUGGCAGAAUGUAUUCUGGCGCGGGCAGCCUGUCUCAACCCACCAGCAGAUAUUCCUCUCGAGAACAACUGGACAUGCUGAUGCGAAAGCAGAUGUCUAGAGAGCAGUUGAGUCGAAAUAAUUCCAGAGAACUUCUGGAAGCUGUACCUAGUAGACAUGGAUCCCGUGAGCAUCUAGACACCAUACCAAGCCGACAUGGUUCAAGAGAGCAACUGGACAUUAUCUCUAAUCGACAUGGGUCUAGAGAACAUUUAGAAAGUAUAUCAAGUCGUCAUGGAUCUAGAGAACAUUUAAACCAGUCAGACAUGAGAAAUGAUAGGAGGGAUCAUAUGAAUUCAGUGCCUAAAAGGCAUGCUUCUAGAGAACAUCUGGAAGCAUUACACAACAGAUAUGGGUCAAGGGAGCAGAUUGACCCUGGGCCGGUAAGAGAGCUAUCUCGAGAAUGGAUAAACUCUAUGCCAAAUAGGCAAGUAUCUAGAGAGCGAAUGGACUCUUUACUUAAUAGACAGACUUCUAGGGAACAGCUAGAUAUUCAUUCCAGGCGACAGCCUUCUAGAGACCAACUAGCAUCAGCAAGGCAACCUUCAAGAGAGCAAUUAGACUUUUUAUCCAGAAGAUCUAAUUCCAGAGAAGACCUGGAUACAGUGCCUAGUACUCAUUCAUUUACAGAUAAUUUAGAGACUCUUUCUAGAAAGGAAACAUCUAGAGAAAAUUUGGACACUUUUUCAAAAAGACUUCCGUCUAGGGAUAAUCUUGAAACUCUCUCUAGAAGACAACCUUCCAGAGAAAAUCUAGAUGCAGUUCCCAGUCGACAUCCUUCCACCGAACAGCUAGAUAUCCUGUCAUCCAUUCUUGCUUCAUUUAACACAUCCGUCCUUUCCUCCACGAAUCCAGCCCAGCAGACAGCGAACCCUUCAGUACAGAAUUCUUCAACGCCAUCUAUGUUGUGUUCAUCUACGCCUCAUUCUGCAACCUCCCACAGCAUAUCUGAGAUGUCUGCAGAUUCUGAAUUAGUGAGAAAUGAUGCUAAUUCCUGAGAGCCCCCAGCAGGAGCAGGAGGAAAGGGAGAUACUUCAGGCAGCUGUGUACGCAAGCACCUGGUGACCUAUUCGCUAGCAGGGGUCCGUAGUCCGCAAGCCCGCUGGCCUGAGACGUGACUGAGCAGGAGGAGGUCAGUUAUCUCAGGUAACCAUUUACCAACCGCAAAUAACACUGCUAUGCCGAAGACAGGAUAAAACAACACACACGGCUGCUCGUAAAAGUGACGUGGAGAGACGUGGGUUACAGAGAGAGGACACGACCACCCGCUGUAUCCGCGUAUCGCCAGGAAUGCUUGCUGCUGAAGACUCCUUUCACAAGACUGUCAUCGGGAGAAGAGAGUUUCAAAUAAACUGAACAGACUUUUUUUUUAUACAUUUUGUACCUUUGUAACCAGAGCUAAAAGAAAAUAAUAAUUUCUAUCCUUAUUUUUGGGAGUUCUAUGUCGAUGUCAUUCCAAUGCAGGCACUGUUCUUACUGGGUCUACUUAACAUGUCUUGGGGGAUUUUACAAGAUGGGGGAUAAUGCUUGAAUUUCAAGGAAGAACCCACACAGGAUUUAGGUUACUGUAUCAAAAGGAAGCUAUGUUAUGUUGGCUGGAUUCCUUAAUAAGAGUAUACCUCCUAACAGUCCCGAUAUGAGGGUUCUGUCCUGCCAUCCCAUCCGCAGGUGGCAACUCUGUACAGCCCCUGCUGCUGACCUUCUUGACAGGGAAGGGAAUUUGGCUAAAGGGCCAUGUCCCAUUGUAACUUUGCUUGCUUCCUGUCCCGAUUCCGGGAACGGAAAUUUUUGGAAAUAUGCUAAAGGAACAGAUGGUAUAUGCCCAUCACCUACACACAAUGGAGGGUGCCAAUUUGUGGGCUGAGCCGUUAAAAUACCCAAUAUUCCAAAUUUGAAAAUUAGGACUUUGGCGAUCUUUCGUAUAAUUCACAAAGCUGGAUAUUUUCAUAAGGUUGCAGCCUACUUACCUGGAGCUAGGGGCAUCACUUAAUCUUGGGGCUCUUUUAUAAAUCCACUAGGGACACAUUGUGCCUCGUGCCUCAGUGAUGUCACUAUUUUCUAGUGAAUCCAUAGGCCACAUUGCCGUGAAUAUUGGCUCAGCCCACAAUUUUGGUAAGAGCAUUCUGUAGGCGACAGAACGUUCAGACGCAGGGUUACUUGAAACAAGCCGUCAGUGGACUCUUCAUAUGACAGAAUUACUGCCAAUUAAUGUGUGCCUGUCACUCUCAGAAUUAAACGUUUCUUAUCCAAUAGUAUACAAGUUACCUAUAUCUGCUCCCAAUCUAUCUUGAGCUUUUUACAUUCCAAAAAUUGGGUCUGUUGACAGGUAUACAUACAUAGUGCAGGCUGACCAGUAUAGAACUAGUUCCAUCCAGUCCUUAUCUGUAGAUCGCAGGGCGUUCAAUCCAAAGACGUGUUUCCGCGUUCUUGCGGCAAUUAUUCGUGUGUGUUGCAGCCACCAUCUCUUAGUUAUGACACUGAGCCUCACUGAAGCACUCAAAACAAAAAGUUGCAAUCUCAUUGUCAAAAAAUAAAUAAAAAAAUUAGCGCCAUUGAAAAUGAUGUCAAACGUUAGCUCAUUAAAGUGGUACAGCCUGAUUAUAAUAACACUGUACAAUCAUUGGCGAACGCUAUAUAAAAUAAUGAGUAUUUAACUAUUUUUUGUUAUCAGGUUUUAUUUGUUAUUUGCAGUUUCUUUUGUUUUCCUGUAUACUGUUUGAAAUACAACAAAAAGGGCUUUUUAUCUAAUAACAACACAUUAUUAUUUUUUAUUUAUAUAUAUGUCUUUGAGACGCUAAUAUUAACUGACUUUUUACAAAGUACAAAGCAAGUGUUAACCACUAUUAGGUGCACAAUAAGGCAUACAACUAUAAAACUGUAAUAGAGAACACAGUAGAUAAUUCAAAAUAUAUGCAGGGUAAAGUAUUUGCUUCUAUACCUUUGUACUAUACCUGAAUGAGGGUAUUAAAUGUCACCUGAGGAUAAGCAAUUUCUAAAUCCAUGCUACAGUAUUUACCAUGAAAAAUAUUUUUCAUAAGAUUACAGUAUUACUGUACAAAAUAAAGACCAUAGCUUCUUGCCCAAUUCUAAUACAGGUUGAAUAUCCUAUAUCCAAAUAUUCCGAAAUACGGAAUAUUCCAAAACAAGGAAUAUUUUGAGUGAGCGUGAGAUAGUGAAACCUUUGUUUUCUGAGAGCUCAAUGUACACAAACUUUGUUUAAUACACAAAGUUAUUAAAAAUAUUGUAUUAAAUGACCUUCAGGCUGUGUGUAUAAGGUCUAUAUGAAAUAUAAAUGCAUUCUGUGCUUAGACUUGGGUCCCAUCGCCAUGAUAUCUCAUUAUGGUAUGCAAUUAUUCCAAAAUACGGAAAAAUCCGGUAUCCAAAAAACUUCUGGUCCCAAGCAUUUUGGAUAUGGGAUACUCAACCUGUAUAUAAUAAUAGUACAUCUAAAAAACAUCAUGCAGCAAUAAAGUAUAAUAAUUAGAAGUCACUGAGCUGCACAUAAUAUUAAACAUUCAUAUACAUACAAUCCUAAUUAUAUAACACAAAAAAAAACAAGAAAGGCAGUGAAGAGACAAAAUGAUGCCUUAUAUUUCUGAAAUAAUCCCUUUAUGCUGAGGUCUACAUAAAUCCAUGAACACUGUAUUAAAUAUGUAUUGUUGAAACCAAAAAUUCGAAUUAUACCUCCUGUUACCUUGGCAACACAUAAUCAGCAGGCAUAAUACACUGUGUAUCACAUGCACAAAACACAAAAGAGUAGAAAGUGAUGGCGGUAGAUACCAGAAUUAAACCACCAUGCAAGACAUAUGGUUGCCAUGAUACUCAGAACGGUAUCUCAACAAAGACAAAUAGUCCUCAGUAAAUCAGAAAAUAAAGCAAUAUCAGGAAAUUACCCAUUUCCAUAGAAUGAGUAUGUUUGGCUACUGAUUUCCUCACUUAAUUUCCAGUUACAAAAAGGUAAUUUGAGUUUUAUAAUUACUGUUUAAGAUGAAAUAAUAUAUUGUGCAGCAGUUAAACAAAAUAAGUGUGGGAAAACAGACAGAGAAUGUGAUCACACUGGAAAUGGGUCACUUUGUGAGGUUUGAAGAACUGUCUGGAAAUUCUGAGUAUUGUCAACUAAAGCCCCGUACACACUAGGCGAUAUUUUGAACAAUAUCGCUCAGAAAGGGCUUUCUGAGCGAUAUUGUUUAACAAUAUCGCCUAGUGUGUAAACUCAUAUCAUUAACAAUGCACGUUCCCACUCAUCGUUAACGACCCCCUCCCUCGUCUGAACAUGUACAGACGAGGCAGGUCCUCUUUAACAACAGCAGGCUGUCGUUCACCCCGCCGUCACUCACUUACCCGCUGGCAUCGGCAAGUGUGUAUGCACUUGCCGAUGCCGGCACCCCGCCGAAUCUCCGCGGCUAGUGGGGCUCGGCUAGUGUGUACUGGCCUUAACUUUUACUUCCAGAUAUUUAAAUAUAAUUGAACUUGCACAUUUAUUAUGGUUUUAUCCCAAAAGUUUAUUCAUCAGGCAUAACCCAAUAAAAAUUAGAUGUCAUAUACAUUCUGUAGCAUAAGACAAUGGUGACUAAAAUAAAAGACAAAAUUAUUUUUAUUACUAUUAUUUAUUUUAUUUUAAU